UCUGCCGGGACUAUUUGAUUAGCUCUCUUGCCCCACAACACUUUGGUGUUUAUCAGCCUUGCCCAGUGACAGGCAAGCAUAUAUAUAUCUUUGGUUCCUUGGAGGACACCAUUCUGGAUCGUGGCAGAAUCUAGCCAGCAGUCUGACUGCAGGAGCUUUGCAAUGGAUGUGCUGUCAACAAGCCUGUUGGUCACUCUCUGCUUCUUGUGUCCUGCCAUCACUGGAGUCUUCGGCAGGCAUGUGGGCCAGAGAAACCUGUUCACAGAGAGAGGCUGCUGUCGGAGACAAAGUCACUUCAUUUACGUUGGCCAGGACGUCUCCGGCAGCCCGAUCAGUGUGGACGUGGGGCUGUGCAGAUCGCACUGCGGGGGGUACCAGGGCGCCUCGGGGUCGUAUGGAUCGGGAAUUCCCGGAUACUCCAAGCACACUUCACUGCUGGAAUUCCUCAGGAGCAAAAAGCGCGAACGCCAGCCUUCCCCCGAGGCGCCGGAGCCAGCCGGGCUGGUGGCGUCCUGCUCCGCCGGCGCGGCGUGCGUCUCGGCCGGGGUGCGAGUGGAGCGGGUCCUGCUGUUCGACGGGGUGCGGGAGGUGGAGGUCACAGAGGAGUGUCACUGCGAGCCCAGCCCGCCGGAGUGCGUCCGCAUGCCUGCGCUCAAGACCUACUUCUUCGAAACCCCGUACGAAACCGUCGUGGAUGUGGGGAAGUGCUCCAAGCCUCCCGGGACUCCAGACGGAAUCUCCUGUGUCCCGACCAAGUUCAGCUCAGCCUUGGUGGAGACGCCCAGUAAAAUGGAGCUGAUACAGACAGCGGCAGCCUGUGAUCUCAGGGAGAACUGCUACAGGGUGUCCUACAAAGAGUAUUACUAUGAAGUCUUCUACAACUCCAAUGGGGUCAAGGAAGAGAAACUUAAGGAAAUUGAUGUCGGCAGAUGUUUAGGGAGCUGCACCUCAGGAAAUCGUUGUCUGCUCAGAGAUUCGUCUCCCCAAGAGCAGUGCCGGGUGUGGGCGGAGCGCCCCGCUAGGUCCUGUGUACCCCGAGACUUCGACAGCCACGCUUUCCGCAGUCGGCAUGGCCAAGUCCGCACCGUCCUGUCCAUCACGUCCUGCGCGUGCCGGCCGUGAGUCCCGGCCCCCUCUGGAAGGCUGUGCCGGGCCGGUUCCCAGGCUCCGGAAAAGACGAAGAAGCUUCCCACCAUGGGGUCUGGGGGCCGGUCUGGUUUGUCCGCCACAAUCUUGCAGACCUUUUUUAAUGUGGAGGUCCCGGGACAUUAUAAGGUGUUUGAAACGGGGCAGAGGCACAUCAGCAGAACUGCGGAGAAUCUCUUUCAGGAAGUCUGAGCACCACUGUCGCAACACCAGUCCCUCACAGUAAAGAGCAUUGCAGUGACAGAGUUCCUUGUCUGGCCCGACCCUGUGAUUCAGUCCACAUCCAGUUUCCUCAACUACACAUUUCCCAGACGUGCUUGUGAUAGUGACAUUGUGACCAUUUGAAGGGGUUCUUUAUGGACAGGAGUGAAAAAGACUCAGACAUCUACAUGCCGCCAGACUUGUUUAUGAAAGAGCUCUGUAACCAUUCAGGGGUGCAGUCGGAAAUAUUCAAGAGGGCAGUUCACGCGAUUGGCCAAUGCUUAUCUAUUUUUUCACAACUUUGGCAGUUAUUUACAGCAAAUAACUGUAUUGGACUCCAUCCUGUGCUAACAAAUUAGCACAGGGCAGACUCCCAGGCGAACUGCAACAGCUAGGAAAUGUGGUCUUGUGAAACACUCCCUUCGUUCUUCACACUAGUGCCUGGAAUAUCGCUUCCUCUGAAUCAAGACGGGAGUACUUGCCAGGCGCCUGAAAACGAUUCUUUUACGUCACCACAAGAUGGCACUGUUAUCUUCCCGAUUCCUCGCGACGUUUAAUUUACAAAUCGCGUUAUUUAAUGCUGUCCGACUAGGGGGCAAAUAAGAAGUCAGUACAUAUAUUUUUUUAUUUUUUAAACAACAUUUUCGGAUCACCGCCAGAUUUUCAAUAAAGCUCACUACAAAACACCGUGGAGUUAAUGGAUUAUAUCACCAUUCUGAUUACAACAAAUGUAUGUUGGGAGAAGUUAAAUUGUGAGGGGAAGAGAUGUGUGAUCUUUUAUUGGAUAUUAAUUCAAGACAUUGUGAUUGAAAGCUGUAACUGUUGUCCAGGGAAAUCUUAACUCUUAUCCCAGUAGGAUCUUAACAUCUGUCUAGUGAGAGAUAGCUAUGUAAAAAUACCACAUUAGUUCUUGGUCCCGCUGUGUUCUAGAAAUAAGAGUGUUGUUGUAUAAUAUGUAAGAUAUGUAUAAAUAAUUUUAUUAAUAAAAUCUAUCCGGAAGACAAACUUUUCAACGUGCACGUACAGUAUGGUGGAUCAUGCUGGGGGAUUCCUGUCCUCACAAUAUAUUCUAACUGUUUCACUCA
This is a messenger RNA of Lepisosteus oculatus (spotted gar), 2432 nucleotides long. Lineage: Eukaryota; Metazoa; Chordata; Actinopteri; Semionotiformes; Lepisosteidae. The record is from RefSeq and is a predicted model, not a curated record.